AUGAGACUUCACAUCAUCCUUACGCUAUGCAUAGCUUCAUUUGCGUCAGCAAAUAAAGCUCGCUCUGAAGAGACAGCAAUGGAAACAACAGACAUGGAGGCUCAGUCUAUGGAUGUCACCAUGAGUGGAGAAGAGAUGGACGAAUCUAUGGAUGGAUCAUCCAUGGAAAACUCAGCAGCGGCAUUAUCUCCGGCAGAUCAACCUAUGGCUAAAUCCGCUAGCGAGAGUUCAUCAAUGGCAAAAGCGCCGAUGGAGGGCUCAAUGUAUGCAUCUCCUAUGGAGAAACCAGGAAUGAUGAAACCGCCCAUGGAAGGCGGUAAGGACAAAAGCAUGAUGGAAAAGCCACCGAUGGCAAAAAGCACCAUGGACCAUAGUAAUGCAGGAGGCGCCGAUGUUAUUAUUAUUUGGAUUAGCAAUGGAGGCAAUGAUAAGGUAAAAAAUAUUAAAGAAGCUAUGCCAGCUCCCAAUCCAGUCACACACAAGGUUGUUGUAGGAGGAAGUUCUGGACUAGUUUUCACUCCUGAUCAGGUAAAAGCCGAUGUGGGAGACAUGGUCGUGUUUCAGUUCAUGUCGAAUAAUCACACUGCAACGCAGUCAGCUUUUUCUAGCCCUUGCGAGCCUCUUGCGAAUGGAAUGGACUCCGGCUUUAUGCCCAAUGUCAACAAUACAAAAUCUCCAGCACCAGAAAUGGCUGUUCAGGUUACUGUCACUACUCCACUUUGGUUUUACUGUAAACAAACUGCCCAUUGCGGAAAGGGCAUGACAUUCUCGAUUAAUCCAGGAGCCGAAGGUUCAGGUAAAACCCAACUUGACUUCAAGGAGUUGGCUAUCAAAUCAAGUAACAAAGGAGCUCCUCCUCCUAUUGUCGGCGGUGCUGCUCCAAAAAUGACACCUCCACCUCCGAAUAUGCCUCCCUCGAACAUGCCUCCUUCAAAAAUGCCUCCUCCAUCCGACAUGUCACCUAUGAAGCCGCCCCCUCCUCCUCAGAUGGCUACCGGAAGUGGCAACAUGGCUGGUGGUGUAUGCUCUUGCAGUUGUCUUUGUGGAGUUAGCUCCUUUCCUAAUAUGGCAAAUCAAGGUAUUGGGAGCUACGGUGGAAUGCCAGGUGGAAUUCCUAUGGGAAUGAUGAAGACUUCGUGA
This is a messenger RNA of Blumeria graminis f. sp. triticale, 1140 nucleotides long. The record is from the annotation of a GenBank genome assembly. Lineage: Eukaryota; Fungi; Ascomycota; Leotiomycetes; Helotiales; Erysiphaceae.